UUUAAAAAAAAUAGAAAAAAUGAUAUAAAUCCUCUUUAAUUCUCCAACUAUCAACUAUAGAAAAUUCCAAAAAUACUAUAAAAACAAUAUUAAAGAUUUUUUUAUAUUUAAAAAAAUCGAAAAAAUUAUAUAAAUACUCUUUAAUUCUCCAACUAUCAACUAUAGAGAUAAGGAUAAAAGACCGUAUCAUUCUCACGCCAACUUUCUUCUUAUUCCUCUUCGUCUAUAAAUACCUCCUUUCCUCCCCCACGUAACCAACAAAACCCUAUCACCAUUUCUUCAACUAUUCACUCAAAAUGACCACCACACCCAACUGGAUUCGAGGUGCUUGCAUCGGCAAAGGCUCAUUCGGCACCGUGAAUCUCGCAGUCGACAAAUCCAACGGCACCAUCUUCGCCGUUAAAUCCGUCAAACAAAACAGCGGAUGCUUCUUAGAAGCUCUGGAAAACGAGAUUGGCAUUUUGAAAUCACUGAGUUCACAUUACAUCAUCGGGUACCGCGGUGACGACGUGACCGCGGAACCCUCUUCGGUACCAUACCGAAACCUACACAUGGAGUACAUGCCAGGGGGCACCGUUGCUGAUUUGAAUGUAUAUGAUUUGGAUGACGUCACCCUUCAGAGUUACACGCGGUGUAUAACGUCAGCAUUGAGUUACCUUCAUUCCAAGAAAAUAAUUCAUUGUGAUGUGAAAGGAAAAAAUGUCCUUGUCGGUUCGGUUCAGGGUGUUGCCAAGCUGGCGGACUUCGGGUCCGCUGUGAAAUCAGACGGUCGGAUUUCGGGAACUCGUGGUAGUCCGCUAUGGAUGGCGCCUGAGGUCGUCCGUGGCGAAUACCAAGGACCGGAAUCCGACGUCUGGUCUUUAGGUUGUACGGUGAUUGAAAUGAUCACCGGAAAGCCAGCGUGGCAAGACAGGGGAGUUGACACUCUGGUUCAAAUUGGGUAUUCGUUAGAGUUACCAAAGUUACCAGCUCAAAUAUCCGAUGAGUUAAAAGAUUUUCUCUCCAAGUGUUUAACACGAAGCGUUUCAGAAAGAUGGAGCUGUGAUCAGCUGCUACAACACCCGUUUCUGUUAUCCUGUUCCACCUUACAAUUCAACGACAAAAAGUGGUCCCCUAGAUGCGUGUUCGAUUGGUCCGAUACGAAUUUUUCGGAUGAUAACAUGUCCGAGGUAGAUAAUUCGCAUGUAAGUUCAAACUCAUUGGAUGUGUUACACAGGAUUAGUGAAUUAUCAUCUGAUUUUCCAUCGAACUGGGAAUCCGACGGCUGGGAGACGGUGAGGAAUGCUGUAGUCACCGUUGAUUUAUCAAUUUCCGAUGAGGAAAUGACGGUGAGUUUACCGGAAUAUUCGGAACCGGUCGAGGAGAAUAAUGAUGAUGAAGAAUGGACAAUAAGCAGAAGUGAAAGGACAAAUGGAGAUUCAAAUGGGAGGAUUCAUAAUUAUGAUCAAUGUACCAACGACCAUGCGCAGGGUACAAGUAGUGGUUGGAAUAGUAGAGACACGGAUCAUAAUUACAGUUGUUGUAUGCUUGUUUUGCUGAAUUGUUUAUUAUUGUUUAAUCUGAAUUCAUCCGACACAUUUAUUAUUAAAUUCUCUUUUUGUUUAAUUCUGGACCAGUUUCUAGUUUCUGAUCUUAUUCCAAUUCAUUACUUUCGUAUUGAUUACUUACCAACAUUUUUAGCUAAUGAAGACUUGCAGCUUUGCAAGUCAUAA
Helianthus annuus (common sunflower) is the source of this 1712-nucleotide messenger RNA. Its product is annotated as mitogen-activated protein kinase kinase kinase 18. Lineage: Eukaryota; Viridiplantae; Streptophyta; Magnoliopsida; Asterales; Asteraceae. The transcript has a single exon. The record is from RefSeq and is a predicted model, not a curated record. Gene Ontology annotation, molecular function: protein kinase activity; ATP binding. Gene Ontology annotation, biological process: protein phosphorylation. The coding region runs from base 297 to 1712 and encodes 471 amino acids.